Molecule: messenger RNA, 1716 nt
Organism: Phoenix dactylifera (date palm)
Lineage: Eukaryota; Viridiplantae; Streptophyta; Magnoliopsida; Arecales; Arecaceae
Source: RefSeq, a predicted model, not a curated record
AUGGCUGCCGCCAGAAGUGGAGGGGGCGGGGAGCGCUUGGGGAAUGGGAAUUUCGAAAAGAUAGCCAAGGAGCUGCAGCCGACGAUUAUUUGGACCGCAGUUGCAGCUGCAAAGAAUGCUGCGAAAGGCAUCACGGACAUGGAACUGCUGCUGGCUCUGAUUCAGAAUCAGCUGACGGUGGGCAGAUCUCUCCAGCUGAAGGAGAUAUUGGGGGAGCACGUAGAACAUGAACUCCGCAACUCUGCGUUGGACAAAUUGGAGCAAGCCAUGAGGAACUCUUUCUUCGGUCAGCAAGUCGUAUGUAGGGAGAUCCAUCUCCUUCAUCACCUGAUUGAUAUGUGCUUUCUUGUUACUGAAUGUAUUGAUGUUGCUCAUGAGUUUCUGCAUCUGUUGAUGAAUUUCUUGGGUCUUAAGGUUCUUGACAGUUCAAUGGAAAACUUUGCUUCAGGAGCUUGGCAAGCACUAGGCAGUGCUUGGAAGGGGAGCUCAAACCUCGUUCACAAGCUGGAGCAUUCUGCUUCAAAUCUUGCAGAAUCCAUUCAGCAAGGUGGCCUGCCUGGCAAAGCCACUACUCUUGCCCCAUCAAUAAUGGAGACUGGGAAGUCUUUCACAUUGAAGGGAAUCAAAGUGCUUGAGCAGGUUGGUAAAGAGACCAUGGAUUUGCUCAUUUCAGAGACUGGUUUAGAAGUUGAGAAGGAUUCUGAUGCAGCUGGUCAACAAGUUGAUGAUGAACAAUUUGAGGAAGUCACAUUUGACAGAUGCUUUUAUAUAUAUGGAGGCCCCGAUCAGCUUGAGGAACUGGAGGCAUUGUCAAAUCAUCAUGCAUUAUUAUUUAACAGGAGAAAGACAAAACUGUCGUCUGAACAGAAGUCCUCUUGUGAUGGAAAGCUUAGACAGAUCCAGCAAAUUUUUAGUCUCGGAACUGAAUUUGAAGAAAAUGGAGUAGAUUCAGAUAAAGGAAAAAAUAUUGAGAUGGUAAAUAUUGACACUGAUGUUGAGAUGAAAAAAUUACGGGACUCAAGUGUUAGCAAGGCUGCCGAUAUGGCUGCAGGGUUCACAUCUGCCCUUGGGGGGCUUGCUGCAAAUGAAAUAAUUCAACGAACUUCUGAUAGACUUGAGACAGUUCACUCAGAGGGUGUUCAUAGACUCUCAGAACUGUGUUGCUUUGCUGUGUCUCAACUUUUGAUCCUUGGAAAGUCAGUCAUCUUUAGUGCAAGCAAAUUGAAGAGUGAAGAAACAUUUGAAGAUACUGUGAAAAUUGAGUGGCCCGAAGAUUCUGUUUCUAAAGCUAAGAUCAUCAGAUUCAAGGCCCAGUCCAUGUCUGGAGAUGUGGAAACAGUUUAUAACAGUUUUUCUACAGGUAUUUCGGACAUAGUUGAAGCGUAUCUAGCAGCCAUUCAGAGUGUUUCUUCUGACACACAUGGUAGCCUCCCACAGCAGAACAAAAUACAGGAGAAAGCAAAUGCAAUUUCUGAGCAUCUCCAUGCUGAUCGAAUGAGUGCACUAGACAAGAUCCAGGAUGCACUGCAGUACCUGGCAUAUGUAGUUCUUUCAACAUCCAUGCCAACUGUAUGAAAAUUUAUCCAAAUCCUUAAAUAGGACCAGCUUGGAUGGUAUAUUGGUCUGUACAUGAUUUAAUUGAUUUGGUAUUUUGUGAUACCGGUUGUUGAAUCAAGCAUAAUUCCACUUAGCCUUGUUUGAGCUGUCAACUCUAAA